This is a messenger RNA of Wyeomyia smithii (pitcher-plant mosquito), 1422 nucleotides long. RefSeq lists its product as uncharacterized. Gene Ontology annotation, cellular component: nucleus. The transcript has 3 exons. Lineage: Eukaryota; Metazoa; Arthropoda; Insecta; Diptera; Culicidae. Bases 1 to 1422 code for a protein of 473 amino acids. The record is from RefSeq and is a predicted model, not a curated record. Gene Ontology annotation, molecular function: DNA binding.
AUGAGUAACGCGGCAGUGAAACGUGGUGAACGGGAGCAGGCAAUCAAGUUGGCGAUUAUUGCCAUUAAGUUUGGCAAGUCGUUACGGGCAGCUGCUGGAGAGUAUGGUAUACCCCGUACCACCUUGCUUCGCCACAAGCGGUUAAACGCUGGCCUGAUGGUGCAAGCGGACCCGCUACAUCCUACGAUAUCGAUGGAGGAUGUGCAAAUUUGUAAGCGCGGAAGACCACCGUUGUUCCCCGAGGAACCAGAACGGAGACAUUCGUGUGCUUGCACCACAAUUCGCGAACCAGCUGGGGAUUCCGGUUCCCGAGAAUUGGAUCGCGAACGCAAAGGCAGGCCCUAUUUGGUUUCGGAACUUUCUGCGCCGAAGGCCGAACCUGUCGAUGCGUUCACCCGAGUCGACCAGCAUAGCCAGAGUCUCUGCUUUAAUCCCACAAAUGUGGGCAAGUUUUUCGAUCUUCUACGCACAGUAGCCGAGAACAUAACGUUCGAACCAAAUUCCAUCUGGAAUCUGGACGAGACUGGAGUGACAACAGUUCAUAAACCUCAACGAGUUGCCAGUCGCCGUGGAGUCAAACGUGUUGGUCGAGUAACUUCGGCCGAUCGGGGCCCGUUGGUUACGAUGGUACUUGCGGUUUCCGCCACUGGCAAUAAAAUGCCACCAUUUUUCGUUUUUCCUCGAAAACGUUUCCAUCCACACUUUCUGGAUGGUGGUCCAACGGGAUGCGCUGGAGCGGUGAGCAAUACAGGGUGGAUGAAUGCAGAUAUUUAUUUGGAUGUUCUCCGACACUUUAAAGCAUUUACGCGAGUGUCCAAAGAAAACCCGCUUUUGUUGAUUGUGGACAACCACGGUUCACACAGAAGUCUACCUGCAAUCGAAUUUUGCAGGGAUAAUGGCAUUCACCUACUUACAAUACCACCCCAUUGCUCUCACCGCUUACAACCCUUGGACGUGAGUGUGUUUUCGCCGUUCAAGCACGCAAUGAAUGUGUUGUGCGACGAAUGGACAUACAGGCAUCCCGGAAAGCCGAUGUCUAUUUUUGACCUUCCGGCUAUCAUCGACAGCGCUCUCGAACGGAGCGCCACGGAGCGAAACAUCAAGGCCGGGUUCCGGGCAUCAGGUAUUUGGCCCUUCAACCCGGAUGUGUUCACUGCAUUGGAUUAUGCUCCUUCAUCAGUGACAGGACCUUCCUUGGUUGACGAAAUAAUACCAGGAUCACUGCUGGACACUCUUUGCAGAAUCAGACCAAUCCCGCGGGCACCACCGCGUGCUACAGGCAGACGAGGACGAAAACCUGGACGAGCUGCUAUACUGACGGACCCCGCUGAAAUCGCUCUGAUGUGCACCACCAAGACCAACGAUAGUGGUGACAAAGAGACCACCUGGAAGAUCCCGCAAAUCACAGGCUGCAGCGGAUAA